Acaromyces ingoldii is the source of this 2038-nucleotide messenger RNA. RefSeq lists its product as hypothetical. Bases 177 to 1910 code for a protein of 577 amino acids. Lineage: Eukaryota; Fungi; Basidiomycota; Exobasidiomycetes; Exobasidiales; Cryptobasidiaceae. The record is from RefSeq and is a predicted model, not a curated record. The transcript has a single exon.
GUUUAAUUCUAUCUCAUCACGAACGAACGACAAAGCCAACCUUAGCAUACACACCGUGACACCACCUGAUUUCUCACCGAUACCCUUCCUCCUGAUAAGACCACCAUUACGACAACUACUACCACCACCGGCUGCGUACCCUCUGUGCUUGACGAAGCGACAACAAGCAACACAAGAUGGGCACGACCGUGUCCCGCCCCAUUUUUCAUGCGAUUGAAACGACGCUGCUGUCGCUCGCCGAGCUCGUCGAUCGGGCGGUGCGGCAGGGCGAGAGAUUCCUCUCGGACUUGCUUCGCCUUGUCUUUACCGGCUCCCGAUCAAAGGCCGACAACAUCGAUGCGAUGAGAGCAUGCGACGACCAGACGGGCAUCUGCUACGUGCCAGCCACGCGCGCACACGAGCUGGCAAAGGCUCGUUCGCGCGAGCGCCAGGACGAGAUGAAGAAGCGCCGGAAGCAGCGCGCCGAAUGGGCCGCGGCAGGGCUCGACGUGCGGAGAAUGGAGCGCGAAGAGCGGGAAAAGAAGCGCGGAGGACCGACGCAGCAAGAGGCGGACAGCGAUGCGGGCGAGAAAAGUGAAAAGGCGAGCCUCGCAGACGCAGCCACGACCCUCGGUGAGGUCGCGCGUGCACCCCCGCCCAGGCCAGAAGAGGCCCGGCAGACGGCAGCGGAAAAGGACAGAGGAAAACUCUGGAUCAUGGGCAACAUGGCGCGAAGAAGCGCUAUGUCCAAAGAGCAACCUGUCCCGAUCAGCAUCGAUCAUGAGAAGCAAGAGGAAGACACUCAAGAAAAGUCAAGGUAUCGAGCAAAGACAAUGCAUGCGCUGGGCGGCGGCCGCCUGGAAGCCGUCCGCGAGGCCUCCUUUGGCCAAGGUCACGGUCAUCGAGGUGUCAAUGGGAGCGAGCAUGGCGAUGUCACCUAUCAGAUCCUCGCCACCUCUCAUGACGCUCCGACUGACACCAAUAGCAACAACCGGAUGGAUGCGCUCGUAUCCGGCAAGAAGCGGAGGUCAUCGGAUCUGCUCGGCAUGGGAAAGGCAAACGCUUCUCCGGCCGUGCUUGCACCUUCGCUCCCCGAGACAACAAAGCUUCCCAAACGGCACGGGCACUCCAAGUCACUCGAUGUUGUGAAUGCCGCUUCAUCCUUUGCUCCUGUCCUUGUCGCUCCCAAGCCCCAGCGUACCUUGAUGCGGCGUCAUCUCAAUUCUGUGCCCACGGCAUCUCCAAAUGCUCCCAAGCUGGCAACAUUGACGACGACCCCAUCGCAAGACCCGCAUGAUGAGCCAAUCUCGCCCGUCUCUUCGUCAUCUGCCACCCCUCUUGUCCGUCCCGUGGCGCGGCGAGCUAACUCGAACCGAGCAGCGAGCGGACCUGGGCCUUCUUCAUCGACGGCACCUUCAGCUGCCACCUCGGCAGCGCGCCAAAAACGAGCGUCGCUAGAUGUGGUCAAAGCCGCCAAUGCUGCGAUGUCCACGACGUCUCUGCCCAUGCGAGCGCCGAGCCCGGCAACGAGCAUGUCGGACACAAGCAGCAUUCGCAAGUUUGCUCCCCCUUCGCGGUCCAACACCAGCACACCCGUCGCCGAACUGGCCGACCGAGCGUGCAGGAGCCGAUGGGAGGCCAGCGCCAAGGAGCGCAAAGUGUGGAAGGGCGAGGUGGAGCGCAUCACGCUUCAGCGCUUGAGCUUGCAGCAGACUAGUCAGCCAGCCGACGGGCAAGCUUCCCCAACACUGAUCAGUCCGCCAACAAAGGAGAAAGUCGACAAGGAAAGGGAAAGGGACAAGAAGAAGAAACGAAUGAGCCUCAAUGACCAUCUGGACCGCAAGUCCCACGGCAUACCCGCUUCGCCGUCUCUCAAGGCGGCCUUUACGAAAGCAGAGGACAGUGGAUUGCUGCGCCGUCGAAUACGUUAAUGAUUGAUACCCUACUUUCUUCUUCCCUCUUUUUCCUUGACAGAGAAGGCUGACAAGUCGCCUGUAUUAUCCUCUCUCACCCCUUUGGCCUCUUAGCUUGCUUCUCCUCUCUCCUUGAAAUACCAUUG